CUCUGGAAGAUUGGAAUUAUCGGAGGGACAGGUCUGGAUGAUCCUGAGAUAUUAGAAGGUCGAACAGAGAAACACAUUGAUACGCCAUACGGAAAGCCAUCUGAUGCACUGAUUUCAGGAAAGAUAAAAAACAUUGACUGUGUGCUUCUAUCCAGGCAUGGGAGGCAUCAUUCUAUCAUGCCAACAAAUAUCAAUUUCCGUGCCAAUAUGUGGGCACUAAAAGAAGAAGGUUGCACUCAUCUAUUAGUGACGACUGCCUGUGGUUCAUUACGGGAAGAGAUUCAGCCCGGAGAUCUUGUUAUAAUUGACCAGUUCAUAGACUGGUAAGUGGGGGUGGGGUGAAAUCUGGUUCUGUGUAGAGUUAGAACUAAUAGGAAAUAGAAUCAAGUCUUAAUAUGGCAAGAGAUUCUGCUAACUUUGAUACCAUUCCAAAAAUCGACUUCUGUCAAAUGCAUUAAGUGCUAUUUUUAAUCAGUAAUGGCUAGCACAUUGUUUUAUUCCAAGAAGAGAGCUAACCUCUCAUGCAGAAGUAUGUACAGGAAGAGGAGGAGAGGUCUCAGGGGAUUAAGAAACUGCCGUACAUUUCUCCAUAUCACUGUACGAUGAUACCCCACCCCAGAAAAACAAUCCAUCAUGCUGCCUUACUUAUUGAAAGACUUCUGUCCUUUGGCAGCGUUGAAAAAGUAUCGGGCUGCCUUCCUAUUUGUCUUUCUCUCCUUCUUAGAGAACAAAAUGUCUUGGAUAAGUCUAUUCUGCUGAGAUUCCCCAGCUCUUCCGCCAAGUUCGCAAGAAAGGAAA
This is a messenger RNA of Pseudonaja textilis, 798 nucleotides long. The record is from RefSeq and is a predicted model, not a curated record. Lineage: Eukaryota; Metazoa; Chordata; Lepidosauria; Squamata; Elapidae.